This is a messenger RNA of Cantharellus anzutake, 1163 nucleotides long. RefSeq lists its product as uncharacterized. Lineage: Eukaryota; Fungi; Basidiomycota; Agaricomycetes; Cantharellales; Hydnaceae. The transcript is spliced from 2 exons. The record is from RefSeq and is a predicted model, not a curated record. The coding region runs from base 346 to 807 and encodes 153 amino acids.
UGGGCUCUAGCUCGCCUGAGAAUCGCCCCUUAUUCCAGAGGGAACACCAGCGUGCCUCCGGCGCCGUUAUUCCCGGCGUACAUUUGUUUUUACAGAACAUCCCCUUACCAUGCAGGUUACACAAGGGUCAAACCUUCAUUGACUGAGAUCAAGGCCAUUAUUAGAAGGGCCCGUGGAGUGCAGCUUGUUUGCUUGAAUGGGGGCAUUGGCUUCCUCAUGAGACUGGAAGGGAUCUGAUUAUGUCUUUGAGCUCUCGACUCGGAAUGUCGACGCCUCGAGGGGGACUUUGUUUGUCGUUACACCGGGAACAGUUGCGUCAAGUCGUUCUGAGUUCCCUAUUACCUGAUGGUUAGAGGUUGGUGGCGCGCUCUGCAAACGGGGUGCCACACACUUGCCGGGAAAGACCAAAAACCAUAUUGCACAGGUCGCGUUCUGGCAAAGAUCAUUCGUGGAAUCGACCAUCGAUCGCGACACCGUUCCCAUGUCUUUGGGGUUCCCUUGACUUACCGGGAAUUUGGAGCGCCUUGGGUCCAACUUGAAACUCGGAUCGUCCUCAUCCUCAAACACGGUCCUGAAGCAAAACUCUCCCUCCCUGGAGACAAUUCAGUUAACCCUCAAGUACUCUUCAAGACGCAUGAUCAUCUUAUUAUACACGGUCUUCCACAGUGUGGGUUAUUAUCAACUCUAUUUACAUCGGUAAAUGAGUGGCUGCUGUGUUGGGCGAACUUUGGGGCUUGGAAUGUGAGAGUCCUUGUUUCUAAAACGAGGCUAUAUAUCGGACUGUUCUGCUCUAUGGUGCCGAACUAGUAGAGCCCGGGAUCCUGCCUAGUGUCGAACGGCCUUUGACAUUCGAUGGCUUGCACUUUAUAGACUUGCCCAUAGUCACGAUGAAGUCGCAAAUUGGAAUCGGAGCCUUGUGUAUGGAUUGACGGUGAUCCUACCGAAAAAGUGCCCCUUGAGAUGACGCUCCGCUUCAUUCACAUCUUAAGAAGCCGGAGGGCGGAUCGCUGCCGUCCAAAUUCAUUGGUUGAGAAGAGCCACCGCUAAGAUGAAAGAAUUCGCUGUUCCAUUGAAGUCAGCACGAUAACACCGUCAUUCCUUGGCAUAUCAUCAAUUGAAAAUUACCAGCCUGUUUGAAACAACGCGCCGUGAGCCCACCUGGU